CAAACCAUCAUCAUCAUUCAUUCAUCACCACCUUCACAUCAUUAAUCACCAACAAAACUUUCAGCGACGAGAAAAUAAACCAGUUGCAGAAGAAGCUUUCUCCAUCCAAAGGAAAGAAUGUCAAUGGCGAGGCGAUCGACAUCGAGUAGCUACAGCCUCUUCUUCAUCGCGGUGAUUCUGCUGGUGACGGCGCUUUCGACACAUCAUGUCAAUGCCGGCAGAGCACUCCGGUCAGAUGCUCUGCCCAUCUCCGGAUGCGACCAAGCGGACGGCGGGCAAGCCGGCGCCGGUAUAGCUUCAUUCGUCGCCUCUUCGAAUAAUUCUAGCGGCAGCGGCGGCAAUGGUGACGACUUUUCAGUUUCUUUGCGGGGGUUGAUGUUUAGGUUGGCUUCUGGGCCUAGCAAAAGAGGCCCCGGCCAUUGAUGCGGCAGAGUUUUUCCGGUGUCUUUCCUAGCAUCCAUAAAUUGUACUGGGAUGC
Linum trigynum is the source of this 478-nucleotide messenger RNA. The record is from the annotation of a GenBank genome assembly. NCBI's taxonomy places the organism in Eukaryota, Viridiplantae, Streptophyta, Magnoliopsida, Malpighiales, Linaceae.